Messenger RNA from Coregonus sp. 'balchen', 7158 nucleotides. Lineage: Eukaryota; Metazoa; Chordata; Actinopteri; Salmoniformes; Salmonidae. The record is from the annotation of a GenBank genome assembly.
CCAAAAGCAAGAAGGGAGGAGAGCAAAAUUAUCUGGCGAACAUAAUUUCUGAAUGGUGGGAUGAAGAUUUAUUUACGGAUAAAUUGCGUGCUAUGCUAUCGGAUUUAAGAACCCAUACAGCUGCAUCAGGAGGUAUAGCCUAAAUUGCCUAUCAAAUAAUAACGCGACGUCUCUCUUGCGACUUAUUUCCUCCCAUCAUUCUUCCCCGCUCGAUAGUCCAUGUUGGCGCCAAUGGAGUGACCCAAUGGAGCGACUAUAGAGAAGGCUACUGUAGAGAAGUAGGCUAGGCGACAGCAAUAAAUUAGCAAUACACCCACAUGUGGCACUGGUGACUUAACGGACACCCGAGAAACAACACCAGAAAAUAGGUAUUUUUUUUCACUGUCCUUGAUCGUGUGACAAGACCCGUAGUAUAGGAUCGAAUCAAGCCGUUCGUGCAAUGGUAGGUGGUGCGGUAAUAACCUACCAGGGGGAUGCUUGAUGCUCGAAGACGUUUGCUUUUGGAGGAUCGUAUUCAUACAUGGGGCUUGAGUUGUCAUGUGGGGCGGUCCCGACUCUGGACCCCCUGAUCGUGGGAGUCUCGGCCAGAUCCCGAUGCUCACGGUCAAAUCGUAGCUUGUGAGGAACAAAAGAAUGCCUACGGUGAACGUCACCGGAGAAGCGCCCCUACUGAACGGGGGCAGAAGAGAAGAGGUAGAGCGUUGGUAUAGGUUAGGUUGUUUGGGAAGUGUUUGUGUGUGCUCGCGCGCGCCCGCACCUGCGUGUGUAAUUGUGUAUUGUUGGACGCUAGUGCAUAGGUAGCUUCGUCUCGCAACUAGGCAUUUAUAUUAAUAUUUAAAUUAACGAUUCUGAAUUUUACUGUAUUGUUUACAGAUUCAUAGUGCCUAGUUGUGGGACGAAACUACUGCAUAGGCUACUGUAUACAGGCUAAUAAGAUGAACAUUUUCAGGCCCAUAUAGAAUGUGCGAUUGCAGGAAUAUUUAAUCCAUAUCAUAUUAGGUCUGCACUGCAUGGAAAGCUCAAGCUAAUAUGUUACUCAGCCUCAGUUACCAGUCUACUGUAAUCAGGGCAGCUCACUCAGUUACCCACUUACUAACCAACAUGUUGAGCACAAACAGACCUCUGCAUCUCUGGUGGGUCCGAGUUAUAGCAGAGUCCCAGUAGGCUACAAGAGACGAGAUCAGUCACGUUCUUAUUUUUAGUGCGUGUAUUUUACAAGGUUACUUGAAGAGUCACCCCUAACUAAUGGAGGGACGCAACUGCAUUGCAGUCGAAGUGGAGGUGAACGAUUUAGCUCCCCCUCAUCUAUUUGCUGGACCAUAUGAAUGCGACAUACAACUGAUUGAUAAUAUCAUUAAUUAUUAAACUCCUCAUAAUCAUGAUUAGGACACUGAUCUUCUCUGGGGAUUACUUAUUAUAAUGAAGGGUAUAGCAUAAGGCCACAUUAUAGUCUAAGAUCACUAAUUAUGGUCUGUCUGAGUAGUAGUCCUCAGAGUUGCUGAGCUAUAACCUCAGAUCUUAUGUUACAGGGUGAUCGAUAAAAGAGAGACAGAGAUGGAGAUUGUGCAAAAAGUGGAGAGCACUAUUGAGUUUUGAUAAUGAUUGUAUUAUACUGACACAUCCAUAUCAAUGCUCUUAAGUGGGCCUGUUUACAUAAGCAACAUGUCUCAUGUUAUAAUGCCCUACUUUCCCAUGAGCAUGGUUGAUAUGUGCACAUCUGAUGUCAAGAUGUCCUGUCAGGGUAAAUCAGCACACAUCUGUGUGUGGUAAUAUGCUUUUUUGGGGGGUUACAUUUCUACUUGAGGGGCCGGUUGAGUGAAACUGCUCUAUAUUUACCUACAUAAACCCACUAUCUAUCUCUCUCUCUGUUGUUGCAUCAGGAUAUGUUACAUUUUGGGGGAUUUAUUUCUAUAACAAGAAAUAAAUCCCCCCUCUUUAUUGAUCUGCCCGGUACCAUUCCUCGUUUUCAGGCUGGUCUCAUAGACUAGGCGUAACAUAGUAAUAGAAAAUUCAGGACACUCAAAUUAGUAUGAUAUGUUACAAUUGGUAUGGUUACAUAAGACAGAAGGUCACUUAAGGCUAAAACAAAAGGAGGGUGGGUGGUUGGUUGGAUGGAUUGGGGGGUUGGUGGCAUAUACAGUACCAGUCAAAAGUUUGGACACACCUACUCAUUCCAGGGUUUUGCUUUAUUUUUACUAUUUUCUACAUUUACAUUUACAUUUACAUCAUUUAGCAGACGCUCUUAUCCAGAUUGUAGAAUAAUAGUGAAGACAUCAAAACUAUGAAAUAACACAUAUGGAAUCAUCAAGUGUUAAACAAAUCAAAAUAUAUUUUAUGUUUGAGAUUCUUCAAAUAGCCACUCUUUGUCUUGAUGACAGCUUUGCACACUCUUGGCAUUCUCUCAACCAGCUUCACCUGGAAUGCUUUUCCAACAGUCUUGAAGGAGUUCCCACAUAUGCUGAGCACUUGUUGGCUGCUCUUCCUUCACUCUGCCGUCCGACUCAUCCCAAACCAUCUCAAUUGGGUUGAGGUCGGGUGAUUGUGGAGGCCAGGUCAUCUGAUGCAGCACUCCAUCACUCUCCUUCUUGGUCAAAUAGCCCUUACACAGCCUGGAGGUGUGUUGGGUCAUUGUCCUGUUGAAAAACAAAUGAUAGUCCCACUUAGCCCAAACCAGAUUGAAUGGCGUAUCGCUGCAGAAUGCUGUGGUAGCCAUGCUGGUUAAGUGUGCCUUGAAUUCUAAAUAAAUCACAGACAGUGUCACCAGCAAAGCACCCCCACACCAUAACACCUCCUCCUCCAUGCUUUACGGUGGGAACUACACAUGCGGAGAUCAUCCGUUCACCCACACCGCUUCUCACAUAGACACGGCAGUUGGAACCAAAAAUCUCCAAUUUGGACUCCAGACCAAAGGACAAAUUUCCACAGUCUAAUGUGCAUUGCUCGUUUUUCUUGGCCUAAGCAGGUCUCUUCUUCUUAUUGGUGUCCUUUAGUAGUGGUUUCUUUGCAGCAAUUCGACCAUGAAGGCCUGAUUCACACAGUCCCCUCUGAACAGUUGAUGUUGAGAUGUGUCUGUUACUUGAACUCUGUGAAGCAUUUAUUUGGCCUGCAAUUUCUGAGGCUGGUAACUCUAAUGAACUUAUCCUCUGCAGCAGAGGUAAAGCUGGGUCUUCCUUUCCUGUGGCAGUCCUCAUGAGAGCCAGUUUCAUCAUAGCGCUUGAUGUUUUUUGCGACUGCACUUGAAGAAGCUUUCAAAGUUCUUGAAAUGUUCCGUAUUGACUGACCGUCAUGUCUUAAAGUAAUGAUGGACUGUUGUUUCUCUUUGCUUAUUUGAGCUGUUCUUGCCAUAAUAUGGACUUGGUCUUUUACCAAAUAGGGCUAUCUUCUGUACCUUGUCUACCUUGUAACAACACAACUUAUUGGCUCAAAUGCAUUAAGAAGUAAAGAAAUUCCACAAAUUAACGUUUAAGAAGGCACACCUGUUAAUUGAAAUGCAUUCAAGGUGACUACCUCAUGAAGCUGGUUGAGAGAAUGCCAAGAGUGUGCAAAGCUGUCAUCAAAGGCAAAGGGUGGCUAUUUGAAGAAUAGCCACACUUUUUUGGUUACUAAAUGAUUCCAUAUGUGUUAUUUCAUAGUUUUGAUGUAUUCACUAUUAUUCUACAAUGUAGAAAAUAGUAAAAAUAAAGAAAAACCUUUGAAUGAGUAGGUGUGUCCAAACUUUUGACUGGUAGUGUAAGUCUUGCAAUCCAAAGGUUGCGUGUUUGAAUCUCAUCAUGGACAACGUGAGCAUUUCAGCUAAUUAGCAACUUUGCAACUACUUACCAUGUUAGCUAACCCUAAUCUAGCCACCUAGCUAACGUUAGCCACAACAAAUUGUAAUUCGUAACAUAACAUACAAAAUGGAUGAUGGACAUCCAGAAAUUAAUACAUACCAUACCAAACGUAACAUUUCAUACUAAUUUGAGUAUUGCAUAUUUUCGUUUACUAUGUUACGUCCAACCCUGAGUCCAGGUUGUCAUUUUGGCUACUUGCUUUGAUAGUUGAUAGGUGGAUAUGUUGCCCUUGUCCUUAUGAUUGUAAGAAGGAGCAAAAAUGACUUUCCUACUGAAGUAGUUUCUCUAAUUCUGCAACAGUGUUACAACAGAAGUAGUUUCAUAGUGCUAAUGUCAAUAUGGAGUGGAAGGAAAAGCAAUCAAGUGGGAGAGAAAUAGCACAGUGGAAAAAACAUGAUGUUUUAACCAUUUUCAAACAUCAUGUAUAGUAAACUACCCAUCCCUCUCUCAUUCUCUCCCCCUCCCUUCAUCUCUUCCUCUCUAAUUGCCUUUAAGUGGGGGAUGAGUGCGGAGUUGACUCAUCAUUAAUAUAGAUAGACAGACACACACAACAUCUGUAAUAAGUGAGCAAUUGAGGCACUUAACUCUAGGUUCAUGGUGAACUGAAAUGGUCUCUCCCAUUGACUCAGCGUGCUCCCUUGUCCUUGUAAUGCAGUCACAAUGAAACCCCUGCACCUCUGCCAACAGGAACACACCUUCUCACAGCUACCGUUUGGACAUCAGCCUGCCUUUUAGGAAAACAAACCUUCCCUGCAAGGGCACUGUCAUGGCUGCGAGAGGCCCAUUUGACUGCUUAAAAAAUUAAGCAGAUAGACAGAUACUCUGAGCUCAGCAAUUAUCUAUCUGUAUCUCUGUCUUUGUUUGCCUUUUGGUUAUUUUCAAUGCUCUUUGUGUGGCCAAGAGUGUCACUGCAUGUUUCGCUCUUCCACUUUGCUCACUGUCCAUGUGCAUCCUCCCAUGGGGAGCAUGAAUGGCCAUAGUACCACUAACCUCCACUGGCAAAAGAAAGCGGAAUGCACUCUCCUUCUUUCUCGCUGUUGAUGAGGUUUAAAAGCAUCAGCCUCAUCCAGUGUCCACUAAAACCAAGUGUUUAAAAGGGGCUGCAUGGUUUGGGUUUCACUCUGCCUGGAAAUGUGUCCAUGCCUCCAGAGACUGGAAUGGUCCAUCUCUGGAAGAGCAGGGGAGCGCGACAGGACAACAUUGAUGUUUGUUAAUGUUGUUUGACAUAAAAGCCAUUGUGAUUAAUGCCCAAUCAUCUGUAUUCUUAUGGAAUACACUUUAAUAUAUAUUCUGUUUUUUUCUGUUUCUGUUUCUUGCAGAAAAAUCCAGUUUUAACACCCUUUCCUUGUUUUUUUGCCUCUCCCAUUGUAUGUCCUUCAAUCCUGUUCCUCUGCUUUUUAUCUCCCCUCAUACGAGUCAUAAUGUUUGAUGUUUUAUCAUCAUUAAAACUCCAUUCCCACCACUUACGCAAAACAUUUUUCAAUGUCCUUUUCACAUCCCUUCCUUUGCCCAACUUUUAACCUGUGCUCCUGAUCCCAUCACUCAAACUCGGUUACCUUACUCAUUUAUAAAAUCUCAACCAACUUUCUACCCAUAUUUGUACCCAACCCUCCAUCCCCCCACCAUCUGCUUUACCUUGUCUCUUAUCCCUUCCCCCCUGUAGCAACGUCCCUGUAAACAGACCCUUCCCGGGUCCCUAUGCCGAGAGUCCCACUGGAAAUGCCUGCUCCUCACGCUGCUGAUGUUCUGCUGUUUCGCCACGCUGGGAUGGUGCUCCUUCUACCGCGUCACUGUCAUGGCUGCCGAUGAACACGGCCUCUACUACGGCGUCCGUGCCCGCCUCUACCAUGACAGCCCCUGCUCCAACGGCUACGUCUACAUCCCGGUGGCCUUCCUGAUCAUGCUGUACCUGGUCUACCUGGUGGAGUGCUGGCACUGCUUCUCUAAAACAUCCGCACUGACCAGGGUGAGGAUCAGCAAGGUGUACAACAGGGUCCAGAGGCUGCAGCAGGCCAUGCCCUGUAUCUGGUGGAAGGCCAUCAGCUAUCACCAUGUGAGACGGACACGGCAGGUGACUCGAUACCGCAAUGGCGAUGCUUACACCACCACACAGGUGUACCAUGAGCGGGUCAAUACACAUGCAUCCAGCUCUGAAUUUGACUAUGCCCGACAUGGUGUCAAGGACGUAUCCAAGGAGCUGCUUGGCCUUCUGGAACACCCGGCCGUACGCCUUCAUUUCACCAAAUGUUUCAGCUUUGCCAGUGCCCGUGCCGAGGCUGCCUACCUCACUCAGCGCGCCCGCUUCUUCGCAGAGAACGAGGGUCUGGAUGACUAUAUGGAGGCGCGGGAGGGCAUGCACCUGAAGAACGUGGACUUCCGUGAGCACAUGCUAGCCUUUCCUGACCCGGCGUGGCCACCCUGGUUCUCUCGUCGGCGCAUGUAUUGGUUGAUCUCAGCCCUGAUGUUGUCCUGGCCACUACGUGUGGUGUCAGAGUACCGCACAGCAUAUGUUCACUACCAUGUGGAGAAGCUGUUUGGUGAGAAUGAGGAAGUCAAUGACAAUGACAGCACUGAGAUGGGCAACUACCGCUCAGGCCAGGAGAAUGGGCAACGCGGUGGCCCCAGAUUACGUGUCAUAUCGAGGGUCAACACUGUGGACAUCACUGAACUGGAGUGGCACAUUCGCUGUAACCAGCAGAUGGUGCCCAGUUACUCCGAGGCCUUGCUGAUGGACCUGAACACCAAUAACACAACCUCUUUGCCUUCUGCGUUCACCGGGGCAGCACGUGUCCCUAUGAGGCGGAGCUCCAGCUACGUCCUCCAGAGCUGCCCACGCUGCUGCAGGUCCACCAGCAGCUCCUCGCUCCCCUCGCGAGUCAGGGGGAACGUGGUAAUGGGGGCGGGAUCUUUGACAUAUGGGACAGUGGGAAGGAUGGGAGGAGGAAGGCUAGCCCUCAGCCGCAGUGGAUUCUCUCUGGGCCGUUUGCACACGGUGCGCCAGGCCUGCCUGUUUCACUCCCGGAGCCUUGGUGCAGGGAUGGGGAGUCGAGGGGACGAAGGUGGUGGGUUUCUGGGGCUGGGCCUCCGCCGGGCUAACGAAGAGAGCAGAGGGGUCCUGGAGUCAGAAGGAUAUGAAGAGGACGAGAAUAGUCUUCAGCUAGAGGAGGAUAGAGAGCAGGAACUAGAGAGAGUGAGGGCUGAGAUCAUACAGGGAGUGGCCUGUGUGACAGAGACACCACCAGCCUAUCAGGAAGCUCUCCACUUGCCUGUGUUGAUCAUCCAUGGUGAGGAGAGCUGUCAUGGAGGGGAGGACCUUGACGCAGGAUAG